CGUCCGCGCGCGAGGCCGAGGGGUCAUCAGCUGUCGAAUUUCCUAAUCAUUAAUUUGCACUGCACAUAGAGAAUUCGAGAAAGGGUCAGGAAAAGGAACACGAUCCACAAAAGAAUUGUAUUUAAAGAACUCGUGGAACAGCGAAGUAUCUAUAGCAGUACAUGAAAGAUUUGUCGUGCUGAUUGAAGCAUAGUAACACCAUGUUUAGCUUCGAAGGGGAGUUUAGGAGGAAGCCAGUGGUUUCAAUGAGAGGAGCAAGUAAAAAGGAAAUGACAUCAUCACUGCUGCAGAGAAACCAAGAGGAAAGACGAAAGAGAGAGGCGGUUAGGAAUCGACUAAGAAGUGCCAUCAAAAUACAGUCCUUUGUGCGGGGCGCCAUCUGUAGACGGAAGCUGAUGCGAGCCUACAGAGCGAAAUGGGAAGACAUGGUGAAGUCUGUCCAGCAAGACCAUAUUGAAAGCCAGACUCUUGAUGCACUUCUCAGGCUUCUCAUUCGAUUUUACAAUGAACGAGAAGAUGUUCAGAGAUUGACCUGGUUGUGCCAGACUUUAUUGAAACACAGAGAGAAGAGUAUCAGCCUAUUGAAGCUACAGCAUCAGACCUGGCUCUAUCAGACCAUGCAUAUUCUUAGGCUUUGCUGUCGUCUCCUGGAAGCACCCUCUUCCAUCCCAAUCACAAUGCCCCUCCGAAUGCUUGAAGUCUUUACGGAUGUUACUACCUACACAAAGAAUGGAAUAGCCCUGGAUGAUGCAAUAAAAACUGUUGCAGCCCUACAGAUGUACCUGGUGCAAAAUGGUUAUUACAAGAAUCUAAGGCGUUUUAUCAAUGAGAGACUGCCUCCUGGAAUCGAUGUAUCUCAUCCACCGCCAAUAGCUCAAACCAGUCUUGACCUAACCUUAAGACCUCUCAAGGUCACAGGUCAAUAUCCAGCCUACAAGGGUCAAAGAAAUAUAGCUUUGUGUUCCUUAUGCCAAGAAUUACUAUGUCGUCAGUCUACUGAUCAAAUCAGCGAGUUCCUUAUCCCUGCCUUGGCCCAGAGAGAGGGUGGUAUACCGCCUGAACAGCUCCUUGAAGCCCUCUUACCAUCACUGACCAAUAAUACUGAUGAACACAAUGCACAGUUAGGGGUGGAGCCAUCGCCUUGGUUACUCUAUGCUGUUAUGACCAUAGUAGGACCUUAUGUCGAUCAGUUCCCUUCGGACCUUGUGAUCCGAUAUCUACUUCUUCUGAAGAUUCUCUUACCAACGUUACCGAGCGCUGAGAGGCUUCAUCAUAUGCUUGCUGCUGAUGAAGAUUCUGAUAUGGAGGAGGAUGAUGUGAGGGAUGUCGUAGAGUUUGGAAGUGCUUCUACCAUCUCGGAGAUACGCGAGCAGUGUGUAAGACAGGUCAACUCUCAAGCUCAUGUCCAAUGUCUGAUUGCAACAACUACGCAGGGCAAUGUACCAGCCUUGACAGCUCUUUGUACUUUAUGCCAUUCGUUAAUGGUGGAUCAUAAACUUCAUGUACCAAGAACAAGGUUGCUGUACUCUCUUGCAAUAAACAAGUCAUUUUUGAGACAUCUCUGGAUUACAUUGAGGAAUGUAUCAUCUGUGUCAGUAACAGGGUCACGUAUCCCAUUGCUACAAACGAUAUCUAGAGGGAUUGAUCUUCCAUCGACUGACAUCAAUCGUAUCAUCCCACUUCUAUCCGUCUUCUGCUCUCUGUUUGGUCAUCUCCUGAUGUCUCUCCAUGACUCAGAGUUCUAUGGUGAUGAUGCAGAUACGAAUCGGAACAGUCUGAUGCCCUUCUCACGUGACGAGCUGGUCCAAAUGAGCAUGGCUCUACGAAACACCUGCCUGGGAAUGGUAGAGCUGGCCUACCCCGAGACUACCCCAUCGGUCACUUCUGACUACUCCCUAGCCAUGGCCAGUAUAGGGGUCAGACAAAGGGUUGACCCUAAGAAAGCAGAAAAGGUCAUGGCAACAUGGCUUCAUGUCUUUAAGGUAACAACUCAACUAAUAAAGCAGCUCCACUCUCGUGACAUCAGACGCUCUUUCUGCCCACUCAACCAUUGGCUCGCUCCAAAUGUACAUGUCUUAACUGAAAGGUCACGAGGGGUCAGGGGUCAUGGAGGAAGGAUGUACCGGCCAAGGAGACUGCAGCUGUUGGCCCAGCCCAACCCAGAGGAUGAAGAAGGUCCUCCACCGUCCACCCACAUGGCUAGACGACUUGUCAUCCUGGCCGAGAUGCCCUUUGUGAUACCCUUUGAAGAAAGAGUUCAGGUAUUUCGAGACUGGGUAUUGGCCGAUAAGCAGGAUUCUCAGGGGGAGUUUGCUGGUUUUUUACCGGGUAAGGCCAUCGACAUCAUCAUCAGGAGAAACUACAUCUAUGAAGAUGCCUAUGAUAGGCUUAGACCAGAGAAUGAACCUGAUUUUCGGAAAAAGCUCCGGGUGACCUUGAAGAACGCCCAGGGGUUGGACGAGGCUGGAAUCGACGGGGGCGGUGUCACCCGGGAAUUCUUGACUCAGCUUAUGAUGACAGCGUUUGAUCCGAACAGAGGGUUCUUCAAGACGACGACAGACGAACUGCUCUAUCCAAGCCCGCAAUCACCAAUGCUCAUGGAAGACUUCACCAAGCAUUACUAUUUUAUUGGAAGGGUACUAGGAAAGGUGCUGUAUGAGAACCUGUUGGUGGAGAUCCCCUUUGCUAGUUUCUUUCUCUCUAAGAUUCUAAGCAGACAUACUAAUGUUGACAUCCAUCAUUUAGCUUCACUUGAUCCUGUUAUGUACAAGAAUCUGCUGUUUCUAAAAGAUUACAGGGGAGAUGUGUGUGACCUUGGAUUGACCUUCACCGUUAUGGAUAAUGACUUUGGCGAGGCUCAGGUCCAUGAUCUAAAGCCUGGCGGAUCUGAGAUCCCUGUCACAGCAUCUAACAGGAUAGAAUACAUACAUCUGAUGGCAGACUUCAGGCUCAACAAACAGAUCCGGCCCCAAAUCCUUGCCUUCCGUCAAGGUCUGUCGGAUGUCAUCGACCUCGAGUGGCUACGCAUGUUCAACCACCAAGAACUCCAAGUCCUCAUCUCUGGUGCCUCGAUGCCCGUCGACGUCGACGACCUCCGCCAGCACACCAACUAUUCCGGGGGUUACAAGGAUGACAGCCCUGUCAUCAAAAACUUCUGGCGAGUGGUGGAAGGUUUCACCAACCCUCAACGGAGACAUCUGCUUAAGUUUGUGACGAGUUGUUCAAGGCCACCUCUCCUUGGUUUCAAGGAACUGUAUCCAGCUUUCUGUAUCCAUCAUGGCGGCAGUGAGCUAGACAGGCUACCCACAGCGAGCACCUGUAUGAACCUUCUCAAGCUACCAGAGUUCGGCAAUGAGGAGACUCUAAGAGAAAAACUGCUCUAUGCCAUUGAAUCAGGAGCUGGCUUUGAGCUGAGUUGAGAGCAAAAAAGGGACUUUCAAAGUCGGUGCGACAUCAACUUUCAUGGGGUAUGGAUUUUUAUUUGCUGCCCCCAGACUUGUAAAAAGCAUUGGAAAUAAAAGACAUCUUUAAGGGAAGCAAAUUCAGUGUACCAGCGAGGAAUCUUUGAUCAAGUAACUUUAGCCUCUGCAACAGUGUCAGCUCAAGGACUGUGAGAUAAUCUAUCAUUUGGGGUUUUCUAAUUGCAUUACAUAACAUCUGCUAUUCAUGUAUCUUAUCUACCAUAAGAUUGACCAUAUGUGAUUUAUAUAUCGGAAUGGUGUCGAAUUACCAAGGAAAGCUUAAGCCCUCUGACCUUUCGUGAACAACUGAACUAUGGACACAGGAUUGUGUGGAGAAGAAUUAUCUACAAGUAUACCUUUGAAUCAUCAGCUGAACUGGGUAAAAAAAAAGUGCUGAGAGAGAAAAAAUGGUCCUAUCGAAUUAGGGUGUGACUUUGAGCUGAGUGCAAGAAAGACUAUCAGAGAAAACUCAAAUUCUGUAGGAUCAGGCACUGAGCUAUGUACAGAAAGGACAUUUGAGUUCAAAACAAGCUACAUUGCAUGCUACUGGGCCUGAACACAAAAGAGAUAUUGAGAAGGACUGCCUGUAUCCAUACCAAUGAAUCAUCAGAAGAUAAGAGUUGCUAAGACAAAAAGUGUGGUUUUAUGCAAUUGAAUCAGGAACUGGCUUCCAGCUGAGCAAUGGCCGAAAGAAAAAAAGCUUUAAAGAUCCAGACCGGACCCAAAAAUGAAACUGACAAAUUAUAUACCAAUCG
Lytechinus variegatus (green sea urchin) is the source of this 4216-nucleotide messenger RNA. Its product is annotated as ubiquitin-protein ligase E3C-like. Gene Ontology annotation, biological process: ubiquitin-dependent protein catabolic process; protein polyubiquitination. The coding region runs from base 201 to 3419 and encodes 1072 amino acids. The transcript is spliced from 22 exons. The record is from RefSeq and is a predicted model, not a curated record. Gene Ontology annotation, molecular function: ubiquitin protein ligase activity; protein binding. Lineage: Eukaryota; Metazoa; Echinodermata; Echinoidea; Temnopleuroida; Toxopneustidae.